Cajanus cajan (pigeon pea) is the source of this 880-nucleotide messenger RNA. RefSeq lists its product as uncharacterized. The record is from RefSeq and is a predicted model, not a curated record. Lineage: Eukaryota; Viridiplantae; Streptophyta; Magnoliopsida; Fabales; Fabaceae.
CACAUGAUAAAGAAAAAUGAGAUAAAGACAUAUUUGUUUCUAAUCUAAAGAAUUGGGAGGAUUCCUCCUCAUCUCAUCUAUAUAUCUAAACCCCGUCUAAUUCUCAGAGUGGUUGACGGCAAUCGAAGAAGGAAUGGGCACGAGAGAGGUGUACGAAGAGAAACUAAGGAGCGGAAAUCUCCACCACGAUCCCACUCUCAACCCUGGCCUCGGUUCCGCUCGAUGCCCUCGCUGUCUCUCUCUCCUCAACCCUAAUUCCGAGAGAGGCGAGUGGACCAUCACUCCCGUCUUGCACGACGCCACUGCCGUCGCUGGCUCGGGGAUUGGUGGUAUGCUUAGUACAGUACAUGCUUGGAAUACAGGUUUACCUUAUCUUCAAAAAGGUCUAAAGGGACCAAAGUGGCUUCCUUUUGUUGUAGGGAUCCCUCCAUUAUUGAUAUUCUCAGGCAUAAGUGCCACGUUUGGAGGUUAUGUGCUUCCAAAGUUCACUCAACUUACUGUAACAUCCUAUUAUGCUGCCUCGAGCGCCUCACAUUAUGGAAUCUCACUUCUGACCCGACAUAUUGAAGAGAAUCACAGUUCCAAAACUCAGCAUCUCAAGAGGCUCUGAUGAUUCCUUUCGGGUGUACUUACAAGGAAAAUACAUUACCUUCCGGCAAUUUUGUUUACAUUACCGUCCCGUGGAUGGUUAGGAUUGUUAAAAUUUAAUUCAUAAUAUUUUUGUUACAGCAUACGAAAAUGCUUGUGAUGUGAAUAAUGCUUGUUUAUAUUUUACUUUUAAGCUGUCUGCUGUGAGAAGCUCAUUUACUGAACUGCAAUGUGAAGUGUUUCAGGGGAAAGCAACGAUGAAAGAAAACUAAGUUCAAGUCAACCAUUUUAA